AUGCGCUCUGGCUGGAUGCUGAUUCUUGCAGCUCCUACCUAUACUUUGACCGAAUAUCUUCUUGCAGGAGUUGACGCUGUCGAAGCGCUAUUGGAUCAAGUCCCAGAGUUUACUCAUGUUGCAGGACCGAAUCAGACCGAUUAUGCACAUCUCAUUAAAAACAAGGUAUCGUAUCGCCUAGGCAAGCUCUCAAAAAGCCAGUCCUCAAUUACCAAAUGCCCGGCACCCCACUACUAUCUCGUUCUCUCCCUUGAUCGAUGGGCCCAUUUUGGAGCGCUACUUCGUGCGAAGAUGACAGCUGCGCGAAUUCGACGAUCGUGGAUUAAAGCGAUUCCGUCGACUUCACCGCGCGCCACCACCCCAUCCAGAUUGACCAUCGCAUGCUCACGACGGUAUGCCACUCAUAGUAGCUCAGGGGGGCCCUCCAGCGGCACCACGAGGAAACAAAUAACCGUUGCAAGCGAUGAUGGUCGGAUAAGAUGGGGCGAGCUGUCUCGCAGGGAAAAGGCGGCGCGUGCAACGCAACAAUCAGCCAACUUUCUUGUUAUACUUGCCGGUGUCGUCAUGACAGGGGCUGUUUUUACGUUCUUGUAUACGGACGUAUUUGCGCCCGAUAGCAAGACGAGGACCUUCAACCGUGUUGUUGAUCGGAUCAAGGAUGACCCUAAAUGCAUAGAAGCUUUAGGAAACCCCAAAGAAAUUAGGGCUUAUGGUGAAGCGUCAUGGAAUAAAUGGACUCGAAAUCGGCCUAUAGCAACAACCCUGGAGCGCGACCGGCUAGGAAAUGAGCACAUUAAAAUGCAUUUCAACGUUACCGGACCUCUCAAUGAUGGUGUUGUCCGUGUUCACUUGAUAAAGGCUCGGGAUGAAGGCGAAUAUAAGUAUCACCUUCUCGCGCUUGACGUUGCAGGCCAUAAACGAAUAUUUCUCGAAAACGCCGCUGCUGAGGCGAAUCUUGCGAAGAAGACUGCCUCAAAAAUAUUCGGCAUACAGUGGCGAUGA
Messenger RNA from Ophidiomyces ophidiicola, 1002 nucleotides. RefSeq names its product mitochondrial import inner membrane translocase subunit tim21 (gene TIM21). NCBI's taxonomy places the organism in Eukaryota, Fungi, Ascomycota, Eurotiomycetes, Onygenales, Onygenaceae. The record is from RefSeq and is a predicted model, not a curated record. Bases 1 to 1002 code for a protein of 333 amino acids. The transcript has 4 exons. Gene Ontology annotation, cellular component: TIM23 mitochondrial import inner membrane translocase complex. Gene Ontology annotation, biological process: protein import into mitochondrial matrix.